Messenger RNA from Tribolium madens (black flour beetle), 2425 nucleotides. It is a transcript of the gene Cpr, whose product is annotated as NADPH--cytochrome P450 reductase. The coding region runs from base 224 to 2266 and encodes 680 amino acids. The record is from RefSeq and is a predicted model, not a curated record. Gene Ontology annotation, molecular function: flavin adenine dinucleotide binding; NADPH-hemoprotein reductase activity; FMN binding. Lineage: Eukaryota; Metazoa; Arthropoda; Insecta; Coleoptera; Tenebrionidae. The transcript is spliced from 6 exons. Gene Ontology annotation, cellular component: cytosol. Gene Ontology annotation, biological process: response to hormone.
UAAAUUUUGUUGCGUCCGAGCCUUUGACGUAGUAACUUUAUACCCAGUGUUUCCAAUUAAUUGUAAUUUACGUUCACUGUUUUAAUAAAAUUAACGAAAAAAUUUAAGUGUUACGCCCCCAUUUCGCAACAAGUGUAACAAUUUCAGUGUAGGUUUUUGUGACCAAGAGGUUCUUCGUCAAUUUCUGGGGUAUCAAUAGCAGUCAGGUACUGAGAUAUUAAAAAUGGACGAAGCAGAAGCAAGUCUCGGCACUCAACAAAUCCCCGAAGCAUCCGAAUCCCUUUUUAGCACAAUUGAUAUCAUCCUGUUGACACUGUUAAUAGGUGGUGUUGCGUGGUGGUUCUUAAACAAACAAAAGAAAAAAGAUGUAGCCGCCACAGCACGUUCAUACUCCAUCCAACCCACGUCCAUGACCCUGCAAACAAGCUCUGACAGUUCGUUUAUCAAGAAACUCAAGACUUCGGGACGCAGCUUGGUGGUGUUCUAUGGAAGCCAAACCGGAACUGGCGAAGAAUUCGCCGGAAGAUUGGCCAAAGAGGGUGUUAGAUACAGGAUGAAGGGGAUGGUAGCGGACCCGGAAGAGUGCGAUAUGGAGGAAUUAGUGAAUUUGAAAUCGAUUCCCAACAGUUUGGCUGUGUUUUGUUUAGCAACAUACGGCGAAGGUGACCCCACUGACAACGCUAUGGAGUUCUAUGAGUGGUUACAAAACGGCGACGCUGAUUUGUCAGGCCUCAAUUAUGCUGUAUUCGGCUUGGGAAACAAAACCUACGAACACUACAAUCAAGUCGCCAUUUAUGUUGACAAAAGAUUAGAAGAGUUGGGAGCCACGCGAGUAUUUGACCUCGGUUUAGGCGACGACGAUGCCAACAUUGAAGAUGACUUUAUUACGUGGAAAGACAAGUUCUGGCCAGCCGUUUGCGAACACUUCGGGAUCGAAUCGACGGGAGAGGACGUCAGUAUGCGUCAAUACAGACUUCAGGAGUUCAAAGACGAAGUCCCGGAGAAGCUUUACACCGGUGAAAUGGCAAGACUCCACUCGCUUAAAAACCAAAGGCCGCCCUUUGACGCGAAAAAUCCAUUUUUGGCGAAAAUUUUGGUCAAUCGUGAACUUCACAAGGGCAAUGACAGGUCGUGCAUGCACAUCGAGUUUGAUAUCGAAGGGUCGAAAAUGCGGUACGAUGCCGGGGACCACGUUGCUGUUUACCCAAUUAAUGACUCCGAAUUAGUCGAAAAAAUCGGUAACUUGACAAAUACGGACCUGGACACGAUUUUCACUCUCAUUAACACCGACGAGGAGUCCAGCAAAAAACACCCAUUCCCUUGCCCUACAACCUACAGGACUGCAUUGACCCACUACUUGGACAUCACCAUGAACCCCCGUACCCACGUCUUGAAGGAACUAUCGGAAUAUUGCACCGACCCUGCUGAGAAAGAAAAGCUGAAAACCAUGGCAAGCACCUCUCCAGAGGGCAAAGCCUUGUACCAACAAUGGGUCAACGAAGACAAUCGCAACAUCGUCCACAUCCUCGAAGACAUGCCGUCGUGUAAACCCAAACUUGACCAUCUUUGUGAACUCUUUCCCCGCCUCCAACCCCGGUAUUACUCAAUUUCCUCAUCCCCGAAACUCUUCCCUAACACAGUCCACAUUACUGCCGUCGUAGUUGAGUAUAAGACUCCCACAGGGCGCCACAAUAAGGGCGUUUGUACCACUUGGUUGGCUCUCAAGAAGCCUGCCCCUGGCCAGGAGGCCCCAACCGCCCCGAUUUUCAUCCGCAAAUCCCAAUUCAGACUCCCCACCAAAACGCAAACUCCGGUCAUUAUGAUCGGGCCUGGUACAGGUCUGGCACCGUUCCGUGGGUUCAUCCAGGAACGCCACCAAGCAAAGGAGGAAGGCAAAGUGGUCGGUGAAACUGUUCUCUACUUCGGGUGUCGCAAGAAGGCUGAAGAUUUUAUUUAUGAAGAAGAGUUGCUCAAUUACGAGAAGAGCGGCUUGUUGACGCUCCAUUUGGCAUUUUCACGGGACCAAGCGCAUAAAGUUUAUGUUUCGCAUUUAUUACAGAAGAAUUCCGAGGAGGUUUGGAGAAUUAUCGGGGAGAAUAACGGUCAUUUGUAUAUUUGCGGGGACGCUAAAUCAAUGGCACCGGAAGUGCGUAAUAUCGUCAUGAAAAUUAUUCAAGACAAAGGUCAGAUGACCGAGCAACAAGCAUCAGCAUAUUUGAAAAAAAUGGAAACGCAGAAACGUUAUUCCGCCGACGUAUGGAGUUAAUAAAACGUUUUGUUAGGUGUAAUUGUUGUAAAAUUAAUUUAAAAAUUGCCAAGAUGCCUAAAUUUGUUAAAUUUUGGCGACAUUCCUGCUAUAUUGCGACGGGUUGCUACUGUUAAAUUUUACUAAACAAUAUAUUUAUAAUAAAUGGUAUGUAUCGUU